UCAUCUAUCUAUUUGUAUUUUAUCAAUAUUCACCCUCAGAUAGAUAAAUAUGAGGAAAAGAAAUUUUGCAACAAAAUAUAAUAGGACGAUUGACGAGUGGACGGUGGCGGUCUCUUCACCGUUCGAACUUCGAACUCACAUAUAUUCAUAGACAUAGAAUAUAUAAACUGCUCAUAUCAUUGUAUCAUAUCAUAUCUCUACCGUAAAUGGAAGAUAUCUGUUUGAAUAAUAAGUACGCAUAAAUUUGCUUAUCUACUUGUUGACAAAAGGAAAGAAAAAGACGUUUAACUAAAUAUCAUCGUCUGUUUCGUUCGCGCUGCUACAUCUGAUGGUUCCCUUCUGGAGCAGUCUAUAUAUUUCAUAAUAUAUCUCAUCUACAUAUGUAUAUGUGCACCGUGGCAUGGCGGUGACGUCUGCGCGCUCUCUUCCCGAACUCGCCACUCGCCACUCGCCAGCGCGCAGACAGUAGCAGUGAGUCGCGCGAGUACGUCGGGCGAGAUAGAUUGAGGUCGACUCGAUUUGUCGCGUCCAAGAUUACGGGUGUUGGUGAGGCUGUCUGAUUUUAUCCGUCGUUGUCUCGUCCCGUAUGCGCGUCCCUCGUCGGUGCGUCCGUUGCGGCCAUUGUCCCUGACAUGGAAGCCUAUCAAAAUGGCAGAGAUCGUGCACAUGUUUUUGUUCCUAUAUAAAUCCAAGUAUCGUCGGAAAGAUCAGUGGCGGCGAUCUCGUCGUGGCAGCGGUGGCGGCGGCAACGGUAGCGACGAUGACGACGACGACGAGAUCGCCGGGGUGCGCGAUCGACGGUGGCGACGACGACUACGCGGCCAUGGCAGCGACACCGCGGCGGUCGCGGUGCCGUGGGCGACGUUCCUACCGUGGGCGGUGCUCGUCUGCUGCUGGGUGAUGCGCGUAAGCGACGCCGCUUCCUCCUCUUCCUCGUCACCGACGGUGGAAACAGUCUGCGAUCUCGACACCUGCGUCAACGGUGACUGCGUCAAUGGCAGCUGCGUGUGCCGCGAGGGCUGGCAGGGCACGCACUGUCAGUUUUGCGGCGGGAAGGUCAGACUAACAGAAAAGAGCGGCAUCAUCCACGACGGUUUCGGCAACUACACAGCGGACGUGAAGUGUUCCUGGUUGAUCGAGAGCAGCCCGAACACCAAGAUACGUAUGCACGUGGAGCAAUUCGCGACGGAAUGCGGCUGGGAUCAUCUAUAUAUCUAUGACGGUGACAGUGUCGAGGCGCCGCUGCUGGCCGUCUUCUCCGGCCUGAUGCAUAAGGACGGCUAUCACAUACGCCGCGUGCCGGAAGUAAUAGCGCGAUCCGGCAGUGUGUUACUGCACUUUUAUUCCGACGUCGCGUACAACAUGAGCGGCUUCAAUAUUACAUAUAAAAUCAAUGCUUGUCCGAGCAGAUAUUCCCAUAUUGACUGUUCCGGCCAUGGAGUGUGCAUCGAAGGCACAUGUACCUGCGAUGCCACGUGGACCGGUGAAGCCUGCGAUGUACAGGUAUGCCCGAACAAUUGUUCGUACCUUCAUGGGCAGGGCGAGUGCGAUCGCGAGAGUCAUCACUGCCGCUGCUUCAACGGCUACAAAGGCGCAGACUGCAGUCAAAAGGGGGAUCGUGGAUUUUGGGAGACUGUCACGUAUAAAGAUUUGCCACCAGAUGGGUCGGCCAGUCACUGUUCUAUCGUCUGGAAAGAUUCUCUGUACGUGGUUGGCGGCGAGAGUUUCCACCGUGCCAAGAUGAUAUAUGUAUAUGAUUAUAACGGCAACGUCUGGGAAACGCCUCAUGUUGAGGGUCGCGCGCCUUUGCCGCGUUACGCGCACUCGUGUGUCCUCUUCGGUGACAAGAUAUUCAUGUAUGGCGGUGCCUUACAAAACUCCACCAUGACCAACGAGAUCUGGGCGUUUGACGUAUCCGCCAAAGUCUGGGAGAACAUCACUGUGUAUGAUAGUUGUCACAACAAAACGAUGUGUGGGCCGCUAAAGGUAGCUGGACACACUGCGACUUUGGUGCAAAGUCACAACAAGAAAGAGAAGAUGAUUGUGAUAUUCGGUUUUUCACCACAAUAUGGUUACUUAAACACCGUCCAGGAAUACUAUUUGGGUACGCGCGAAUGGCAGAUUGUCAAAACCAUCGGUUUCCCGGUGAAGGGUGGUUACGGUCACAGUUCCGCCUACGAUUCUCUCACGAAUCUCAUAUAUGUGUACGGCGGUUAUGUGUCAGAGUCGCACAGCACGCAGGUGUUGUCCAGCCGAGUGUAUUCAUAUCAUCCCAAUAGUUACGAAUGGCGUCUGCUCACAGCGGCACCAUCGGCACGUUUCUUUCACACGGCCACUUUUGUUUAUGGCGGACUGAUGCUGGUUUUCGGCGGUAACAUGCACAACGAUACGCAGCAGUCGCAUGGCGCGCGAUGCUAUUCAGCCGACACGCUCGGCUACGACGUCAUGUGCGAUACUUGGCAUCAAUAUACCAUGCCUAGAGACAUGAGCGAUCUUCCGCGAUACGGGCAUAGUGCGACGGUUUUUGAGAAGUCGAUAUACAUCUACGGCGGUUUCGAUGGUGAAAUGCUCUCUGACAUGUUGAGAUAUACCCCGGGUAAUUGCGAACAUCUGACGAAUCAGAAUCAAUGCCUGAACGCCAGGAUAGGCGUGAAAUGCGUAUGGCACAAACAAGACGGUCGAUGCCUGCACAUCGCGAGGUAUAUGCUUAAAAAAUAUCAAGACGACGAUACUUACAUGAAAUGUUUGGAUGAUGCGCCACCGCGCGGCAUGACAUCGCACGAGGAGCUCUGUAAACUCUUAAUCGAUUGCGUGUCUUGCGUGCAAAACUCGUAUAAUUGCGUCUGGUGCGGUAAGGGUUGCUUACACGAGAAAUGUCGGGAUCAUCCUAAUUCGCCGAGUUCAAGGCCCAUUACGGAUCUAGAACAGUGCGAUCCGAGUGGCAUCGAAUGCUUGCUGCUCCAUACAUGCCACGCUUGCGAAACCAAUCCACGUUGUUAUUGGUCUUGGUCCAAUGGGCCUGACCGUUGUAAGCCGCAACGAGAGUCGAGGAUUCAGGUGAUGUUUGCAAAUGGCAGUCUCGUCAUACCACCAGUCACACCGCAAAGCUUGACAUCGAUGGACAUGUGCCGCUAUAAUCCGUGCAUAGAGUAUACAACGUGUCGCAACUGCACGGAAGGCGAUUGUAUCUGGUGUCAAAAUGAGGGGAGAUGCGUGGAUAAGAAUGCAUAUCCAGCCAAUUUUCCCUACGGACAAUGUCGCGAGUGGACUACGAUAGAGGCUAGAUGUCGUCCUACAGAGACUGGCAGGGACUGGUGUAGCUUUUAUUCGUCGUGCGCUACAUGUCGUUCGGAUCCUGGAUGCGGUUGGUGCGACGACGGAUCGGGCACCGGGAAAGGUGUGUGUUUGCCUGGCGGAGCUCGCGGUCCCAGCAACAAGAGCUUGGAAACGUGUCCGUUCGAACACUGGUACUUCACAAAAUGUCCGACCUGUCAGUGCAACGGGCAUAGUAAGUGUCUUCCAAACAGCAGCGUCUGCAUUGAACCGUGUGGAAAUUUGACUCAUGGACCACAUUGUGAUAGAUGUAUCGCCGGUUACUACGGCAGUCCACUCAACGGAGCAACGUGUCAACCUUGCUCCUGCAACAAUCAAGGCACGCUAUGCACAAGUGAAACGGGCAAAUGUUUUUGCACGACCAAAGGCAUUAUUGGCGAUCACUGCGAACGUUGUGACGUGUCCGGUCUUUAUAACGGAGAUCCUACGAAUAAAGGAUCUUGUUUUUAUGACUUGGCUAUUGAUUAUCAGUUUACAUUUAACUUAAGCAAGAAGGAGGAUCGUCACUAUCGGGCCAUUAAUUUCAAAAACUCACCACCGAAAGCCGAUAUCGAUGCCGAAUUCUCCAUCACGUGUUCCGUACUUGCUAAGAUGAAUAUUACCAUCAAAAAAGUAAACAGUCCGGAAAGGCCAUUGCUGCUCGGCGCGAAUUGCACGACGACCAUGUAUAAGCACCGUUUCAGCAAGGCAGAUUACAAUUUUGGCAGCGAAGAUAAUAAUACCUUCACCACAUUCUACGUAUAUGUUUAUGACUUUCAACCGCCAGUGUGGAUUCAGAUCUCAUUCUCUCAGUACUCUAAAUUGAAUCUGCAACAGUUUUUCAUUACAUUCUGCACAGAUUACAUGCCACCACACAGGUGCUUUCUCGCUCUGCUAUUGGUGGCUGCCAUUCUGUGGAAGAUCAAACAGAAAUACGAUAUGUAUCGACGAAGACAACGGCUCUUCCUAGAAAUGGAACAAAUGGCCAGCAGAGCUUUCAGUUCAGUUGUAGUAGAGAUUGAAAGACGUGACAUUGAUGGCACAGAUUUGGAACACGGUGAUACCGACUUUAACAAUUGUCGUAAAAAUAUAAAGGAUGUUCCUCCUAGUCCGAUCGCAUUGGAGCCUUGUUGUGGCAACAGAGCGGCGGUCCUGUCUCUGCUAGUCAGAAUGCCAACUGGUGGCGAGCCUUAUACGCCAGCUGGACAGAGCGCCGGUUUAGCCGUCGCGUCUGCUUUGGUGACGUUAGGCACCCAGCGUAGACCAUCUCAAGAACUAACGACGAAGGAGCCGAAGAAGACGAGGAAGUCCGCCAGUCAACAUCCGGACUCUACUUGUAUUUAAUGAUAAAACUAUAGCAGAGACAUUGCGAUAGGACGUGACUACAAUGAGCCUUAGAGUUGUUUCUGUGAUCUUGCCCGCGCUUAAUACGGCAGGACUUUUAUCUUUGAACUCUAACAGAGUGAAGAAAUGCGAACAAUGAUCGCGAAAAAAUACGCGAGGAUUUUAUUCGUCGAUUUUCCACGUGCAACUGAUUGGUGUAUCAAACGACUCAGCUAUUUUAUCUGAAGAGUUGGCUGAACGUCUAAUAUUAAAUAUAGAUGUACGCGCGUCUUUCCUUAUCGAGUAGAAGGAAACGCCUUUGAUAGAGGAGUAAAUGGAUUGUUCCGGUCUACGUCCGCUAAUCAUGGUAAGUAACACGUUUUGUUUAGAAUUGAGGUGCGCGUUGUCAUUAAUAAUGAAGUAUCCUCGCGCGCCAAGAGGGGACGCCCGCAUUGAUCGGUUGACGUACGAGUUUUCUUUAUGAAUCUCAAUUAACGAUGUACAGUGUUGUAUAUAGAUGAUUAGACGAUCUACAUUUUUCUUGAAUGAUAUAUUUGCUCUUGUGAAUAAAACUGGCCUCGUGCAUAUUUGAAAAACUUUUAUCCGCUGCUUCUUUUUUACGAGUUUAUUCAUUCAUAAUCAAAAGAAACGCGUGUGCAGAUUUAAUCCUUCUAAAUCUAGGAAAUUUUAAAAAAUAAUUAUCUUUUUACAAAUUAACAGAUUUAACAAUAAAAAUCUGCUUAAGUUUGGAAGAAUUAAAUGUAGCAUAUCCGUCAUAAAUUUUUGUUUCUUUAUUGUCUCACAAUUUCCGCAAUGCAGUGGAUAAAAGCUUAUAAAUGCCAUAAAAGAUACUAAUCCAUUAAUGUUACUGAAAUAAUUGAAUUCGAAGAAGUACAACGCUUCGAUAUAAGCUGUAAAUAGGCUAUAUUUUUGUUGAUUCCGCAAACGAAGAUGCACAUUGUUAAUAAUGAAGAUCCAAACAUGUACGAGAUACUGAAGUGAACGGAAAGAUCGAAUUCAUAUAUCAAAGAAUUCAUUAUUAAUGUAUCCGUUUGUAACGAAUGUGUAUAAAAUUCAUAUUCUAAAUCGAUCAAGGUAAGCAGAGAUAAUUGCAACUGAUGCAGAUUUAUAGAAGGUACAAACGACAUAUUUGAUCCUAUGUGCAUUUCACAUUAGAAUAUUGUGCCAAAUUAUUUCUGUCUUUUUAUAUAAACGCAAAUUAUCUGUCGAGGCAAGCUUUGGUUAGCUAGAAUUGAUCGAACGAGAAGAAUGAAUAUUUUUACUUAUUUCGUUACUUCUGUUUAUCAUUAAUCCUACUAAACUUUGUCGCAUGAUUGCAAAUUUGCAGGAUUAAAAUAUUAGUUAAAUUAAUGGCGUAAUUUAAUUAGAAGUUUUAAACAUUUUGUCGAUUAUACUCAAAGUUUUAAUCUAACAAAAACAAAAUGUAUAGCCGUUACAGUAAUUUAUGAGACAAGUAAGGGAUGUUGGUUAUAUCGCACGUUGAUUGCGUGACUGUCUUUCUGAGCAUUUAAUUAAUGCGUUUGAAAUAAUUGCACGUUUUUACAUUUUUUAAUAAUUUACAGACUACUGCUUAUGUUACGUUAUUUUUAUUAUUUCGUAUAUUUAUCCAUAAUUAUAUAUAAGAAUGAGUAAUUAUAUGAAUGAAUAUCGCGUACUUCCAUUUUUUUAUAUUAAAUUUGUGCUUUUCCUCUCAUCAAUACGAAAAAAAUAAUUUAUCGCAGACUUCAUAAAUUUUGUAUAUAUUAUUAGCGAGAACAUAAUGAUAGUAAUCAUCGUACAAUACUUAGAGAAAAUUCCAGCUUCUUAUUCUUUAUCCGUGAAAUUAUAUUCAGAAGCCGGCAUUUUCCUCUUCUCGAAACUUUCGUGGUAACAUGAGAAAUGGGAGUUUUUGCCCCAGCAGACUUAUAAAUAUAUACAUAUUAGAUAGUUCCCUUAUAAAUACGUUAAUCUGUGUUAUGAUAGUUAAGCUUCUUUUUUGGUGGGUGUGAUGUACGUAUUUAUAUCUAUAUUAGUGCAUUGAGCGGGUGAAUAAUAAGUGGUGUGAUCUGUUAUUAUUCAGAUUGGCAUAAUGUGAUGCAUUUUGUUUUGACAUUUAAUACUCAUAUAAUUUCCUGGUCUUUAUAUUGUUUAAAAUAUUAAUUUAUGUAAAGGUGUGUUGUGGUCAAAGAGACGUAUAUAUAUUAUAAAUUAGAAUCCCUCCCUUUUAAGCGAUAAUGCGCAUUCUAUCUCAAAUAUAUUUUUCGUACCAAAGAAAGCUCUAUAGAUGUGAAUAAAUCGUUAUUGCGCACGUAGAAGAUUAGAUAGCACUCGACAUAAUCAAUUAUUAUAUGACAAUUAGAAAUAAAAUCAUAAUUACUGGCCGCAUCUAAAAUAAAAAAAAUGGUCUUUCGUCAACGGUAAUAUUUACAUAUAUCUGAUUAUUAUUUGUUGCCGAAUUUACUUUUUGAUACGACCAGCUUUUGUACUCGAAUACCGGAAGAGUAGUCUCAUUUAAGAGAUUCGUAACUCUUCUCUUAUGAGCGCCAAACAUUAAACAUAUUUUAUUAAAUUAUAUUUUAUUAUAUAUAUUAUAUUGCGAACAUAUUUUUUAUUGUAUGAUUUGUACGAACGAGUGAGCGCUUUUAAUCCUUUCGUUGCCACAAAUGCAUACACAUACACACACACAUACAUAAUCAUCACUUCAUUAUC
Formica exsecta is the source of this 7344-nucleotide messenger RNA. RefSeq names its product attractin-like protein 1 (gene dsd). The coding region runs from base 649 to 4656 and encodes 1335 amino acids. The record is from RefSeq and is a predicted model, not a curated record. Gene Ontology annotation, molecular function: protein binding. Lineage: Eukaryota; Metazoa; Arthropoda; Insecta; Hymenoptera; Formicidae. Gene Ontology annotation, cellular component: Golgi apparatus. The transcript has 12 exons.